Messenger RNA from Balaenoptera acutorostrata (minke whale), 3246 nucleotides. It is a transcript of the gene ADAM15, whose product is annotated as ADAM metallopeptidase domain 15. The transcript has 23 exons. Gene Ontology annotation, biological process: innate immune response; proteolysis; integrin-mediated signaling pathway. NCBI's taxonomy places the organism in Eukaryota, Metazoa, Chordata, Mammalia, Artiodactyla, Balaenopteridae. Bases 111 to 2711 code for a protein of 866 amino acids. The record is from RefSeq and is a predicted model, not a curated record. Gene Ontology annotation, molecular function: integrin binding; metalloendopeptidase activity.
CCUGGUGGCUGCGCCGAGCCGCUAGGUGAGCGAAGCAGACCCGGCAGCCGCGGCUCCUCGGCACUCCGCCCAGCACCUGCUGCCCUCGCCCGACCCCAGGCGCCGCUGCCAUGCGGCUGGCGCUGCUCUGGGCCCUGGGGCUCCUGGGGGCGGGCAGCCCUCUGCCCUCCCGGCCGCUCCCAGAUAUAGGUGGCACUGAGGAGAAGCAGGCAAGGCCAGAGAGGGCCCUGAAUGGGUCUUCGGAGCCCCAGAUCCUUCAGGACAACCUCACGCUCAGCCUAGCAGAGGUGCUUCAGACCAGUCUGCCUGAGGCUUUGCGGAUCAAAUUGGAAUUGGAUGGUGAGAGUCAUAUCCUGGAGCUGCUACAGAAUAGGGAGCUAGUCUCAGGCCGCCCAACCCUGGUGUGGUACCAGCCUGAUGGCACCCGGGUGGUCAGUGAGGGACACACUCUGGAGAACUGCUGCUACCAGGGAAGAGUGCAGGGCCAUGCCGACUCCUGGGUCUCUGUCUGCACCUGCUCCGGGCUCAGGGGCUUGGUGAUCCUGUCCCCAGAGAGAAGCUACUCCCUGGAGCUGGGGCCUGGGGACCUUCGGGGUCCCCCUGUUAUCUCCCGGCUCCAAGACCUCCUCCUGCCAGGCCACACUUGUGCCCUGAGCUGGCCUGCAUCUGUGCCCACUCAGGCUCCACCAGAGCACCCCCUGGGACAGCGUCACCUUCUCCGGUGGAGGCGGGACGUGGUGACAGAGACCAAGAUUGUUGAGCUGGUGAUUGUGGCUGACCAUUCCGAGGUCCAGAGGUACCGGGACUUCCAGAGCCUGCUGAACCGCACCCUGGAAGUGGCCCUCCUCCUGGACACAUUCUUCAGGCCUCUGAAUGUCCGGGUGGUGCUAGUGGGCCUGGAGGCCUGGACCCAGCGUGACCUGAUAGAGAUAAACCAGCACCCAGGUCUCACACUAGACAGCUUCCUCCGCUGGCGCCGGACAGACCUGCUGCCUCGGUUGCCCCACGACAGUGCCCAGCUGGUGACUGCCACUUCAUUCUCUGGGCCCAUGGUGGGCAUGGCCAUUCAGAACUCCAUCUGUUCUCCUGAAUUCUCAGGAGGUGUGAACAUGGACCACUCCACUAGCAUCCUGGGAGUUGCCUCCUCAAUAGCCCACGAGUUGGGCCACAGCCUAGGCCUGGGCCAUGACUCACCUGGGAACAGCUGCCCCUGUCCAGGUCCAGCCCCAGCCAAGAGCUGCAUCAUGGAGGCCUCGACAGACUUCCUGCCAGGCCUGAACUUCAGCAACUGCAGCCGACAGGCCCUGGAAAAAGCCCUCCUGGGUGGAAUGGGCAGCUGCCUCUUUGAACGGCUCUCCGGUCUGCCCUCGAUGGCCAGUGUCUGCGGAAAUAUGUUGGUGGAGCCCGGCGAGCAGUGUGACUGUGGCUUCCCCGAUGACUGCACUGAUCCUUGCUGUGAUUACUUCACCUGCCAGCUGAGGCCAGGGGCACAGUGCGCGUCCGAUGGACUCUGUUGUCAAAAUUGCCAGCUGCGCCCGGCUGGCUGGCAGUGCCGCUCUACCAGAGGUGACUGUGACUUGCCCGAGUUCUGCCCAGGAGACAGCUCCCAGUGCCCCCCUGAUGUCAGCCUGGGGGACGGUGAGCCGUGUGCUGGUGGACAGGCUGUGUGCAUGCAAGGACGCUGUACCUCCUAUGCCCAGCAGUGCCAGGCUCUCUGGGGGCCCGGGGCCCAGCCCGCCGCGCCACUUUGCCUCCUUACUGCCAACACUCGGGGGGACGCCUUUGGGAGCUGUGGGCGCAGGCCUGAUGGCAGCUAUGUGUCCUGUGCCCCUAGAGAUGCCAUUUGUGGGCAGCUCCAGUGCCAGGGAGGGAGGGCCCAGCCUCUGCUGGGCUCAGCCCGGGAUCUUCACUGGGAGAUGCUGGAAGCCAACGGGACCCAGCUGAAAUUGAACUGCAGCUGGGUACACCUGGACCUGGGCAACGACGUGGCCCAGCCCCUGCUGACUCUGCCUGGCACAGCCUGUGGCCCCGGCCUGGUGUGCGUCAACCAUCAAUGCCAACCGGUGGAGAUCCUGGGAACACAGGAAUGUCGAAGCAAAUGCCAUGGGCAUGGGGUCUGCGACAGCAACAGACACUGCCACUGUGAGGAGGGUUGGGCGCCCCCAGACUGCACCACCCACAUCAGAGCAAACAGCUCCCUGACCACAGGGCUGCCCCUCAGCCUCCUGUUGUUGCUGGUCCUGGUGCUGCUUGGUGCCAGCUACUGGCACCGUGCCCGCCUGCGCCAGCGACUCUGCCAGCUUAAGGGACCCAGCUGCCAGUACAGGGCAGCCCAGUCUGGUCCCCCCGAACGUCCAGGACCCCCGCAGAGGGCUCUGCUGAUGCCAGGUGCCAAGCAGGCUAGUGCCCUUGGCUUCCCGGCCCCUCCCUCCAGGCCGCUGCCUCCUGACCCUGUGCCCAAGAGACUCCAGGCUGAGCUGGCUGACCGACCCAAUCCCCCCAACCGCCCUCUGCCCGCUGACCCGGUGGUGAGGUACCCGAAGUCUCAGGGGCCCACCAAGCCCCCACCCCCAAGAAAACCACUGCCUGCUGACCCUCAGGGCCAGCGCCCUUCGUCUGACCUGCCUGGCCCUGGAGCUGGAAUCCCGCCCCCAGUGGUACCCUCCAGGCCUGCGCCGCCGCCCCCAGCAGUGUCCUCGCUCUACCUCUGACCUCUCCUGAGGCUCCGCUGCCUCCAACCUGGACUUAGGACUUCAACAGGCAGACCCGACCCCUGGAGUCCCCCGCGGUGACUGAAGGAGCUGGGGCCUGGACGCUACGGAGCAGGAGUCUUAAGACACCGACACUGGGCACCUCCACUUGCUGUCGAGCAGCACCCUGGGGAUCCGCCCACGCAGUGGCACCUGGGGGUUGGGGAGUGUCUGGGAGCUGGACGGAGCUGAGGGAGGUGCGCACAGCCUGUCUCUGCAGAACUGCAAUAAAAGUGAGGUCUUGGGAGUGCGCCUCGAAGUUUGUCUGCUUAGGGAAGGAGGGUCUCCCCUGCCGCGAUUCCAGAUCUGGCCGCCAGGAGACGCUGCGCCUCAGAUGAAGACAGGAUAGGGAGGGCGAGAGCCCCAGGCUGGGUCAGCGGGUGUCCCUGGGAUGCUCGCGGCUUGUUUCUGCCCAGUCUGGGAUGACCUUCUGCACAAUCCAGUACCACAAAGGGCGCUGUACGCCCUCUGCCACCCCCAGUAGCCAAGUUCUCGC